GUGGCACUGGGAACGCUUGUAUAAAGAUCGGCUAGGCUUCUCCGUAGUGAUCCCAUUGUCAUCUCCAUCUAACUGGACAGCCAGCAACUUAUUGUCUCCUAGAGACGCCAGCAGUUGAGUACCUUUUGGGGAAGCCCAUCACUCAAUUGGCCAUCAUGGGGGACGAUAGUGAGUGGAUGAAGCUUCCCAUCGACCAAAAAUGUGAACACAAGGUGUGGAAAGCCCGUCUGAAUGGUUAUGAGGAAGCCCUGAAAUUGUUUCAGAGGAUUGAAGAUGAGAAGAGUCUAGAGUGGGGGAAGUACCUUGGACUGAUAAAGAAGUUUGUCACUGACUCAAAUGCUGUGGCUCAGCUUAAAGGCCUGGAGGCUGCCCUGGCCUUCAUUGAGAAUGCCCAUGUAGCUGGCAAGACGACAGGAGAGGUGGUGUCUGGUGUGGUGACCAAAGUGUUCAACCAGCCAAAGGCCCGGGCUAAGGAGCUGGGCACAGACAUCUGUCUGAUGUACAUUGAGAUAGAGAAGGCUGAGGUGGUUCAGGAUGAGCUUCUAAAAGGACUGGACAAUAAGAACCCAAAAAUAGUGGUGGCCUGCAUUGAGACGCUCAGGAAGACUCUCAGUGAGUUUGGAUCUAAGAUAGUGACGUUGAAGCCAGUAGUGAAGGUUUUACCCAAGCAGUUUGAGUCCAGAGAGAAGGCGGUGAGAGAUGAAGCUAAGCUGCUUGCUGUAGAGAUCUACAGAUGGAUCCGAGAUGCUCUGAGACCUUCACUGCAGAACAUCAACUCUGUGCAGCUGAAGGAGCUGGAGGAGGAAUGGGGGAAGCUGCCUUCAUCUCCUCCCAAGCAAACCAGGUUCCUGCGCUCCCAGCAGGACCUGAAAGCAAAGUUUGAACAGCAGCAAACCCAAGGAGGAGCACAGUCUGAAGGAGAGGAUGUGACAGAAACGGUAGCAGCAGUGGAUCCUUAUGAACUGCUGGAAGCUGUGGAGAUUUUGUCCAAGAUGCCCAAAGACUUCUAUGAGAAAAUAGAAGCUAAAAAGUGGCAGGAAAGGAAGGAAGCUCUGGAGGCUGUAGAUGCUCUGACCAGGAACCCCAAACUAGAGAAUGGAGACUAUGGAGACCUUGUCAGAGCAUUGAAGAAGGUUGUGGGAAAAGAUGCCAACGUGAUGCUGGUGUCAAUGGCAGCUAAAUGUCUGGCUGGUCUGGCUGCUGGUCUCAGGAAGAAAUUUGGAACAUAUGCAGGACAAGUUGUUCCAACUAUUCUGGAGAAGUUCAAGGAGAAGAAGCCUCAGGUUGUCCAGGCCCUACAAGAGGCUAUUGAUGCCAUUUUCCUCACUUGCACUCUUCAGAACCUUUCGGAGGACAUCCUAGCUGUGAUGGACAAUAAGAACCCUUCCAUCAAGCAGCAGGCCUCUCUGUUUCUAGCCCGCUCCUUCAGACACUGCACACAGGCAACACUGCCCAAGAGCAUCCUCAAACCCUUCUGUGCUGCUCUCAUUAAGCAAGUGAAUGAUUCUGCUCCAGAGGUGCGGGAUGCGGCCUUUGAAGCUUUGGGGACAUCCAUGAAAGUGGUGGGAGAGAAAGCUGUGAACCCUUUCUUGACUGACUUGGAUAAACUCAAACUGGAUAAGAUAAAGGAGUGUGCUGAUAAAGUGGAGCUACCUGGAGGGAGGAAGGGUACUGCAGCAGCAGGAGGAGGUGGCGGCAGUGGUGGUGGAGGAGGAGUGGGCGACAGGAAGUCUGCAGCUAAAGCGCCUCCCCCUGCUGAAGUUCCACCCAAAUCCUCUGCCCCAUCCAAGAAGUCCCAAACCGCUGCUACCAGCAAGCUGUCAACAGGUCCAACUAAGAGAGGCAAACCAACCUCUGCAGGUGGUGGAAAAACCAAGAGGACCCCUGACAGUAAAGAAAACACAGAGAGUGAACUGUCGGCUGAGGUGUGUGAGGAGCUGGCAGCAAGUGUACUUCCUGUUUCCUGUCUGCAGCAGCUUGACUCAGCUAACUGGAAGGAGAGACUGGCUAGUAUGGAGGAGUUCCAGAGGGUUGUUGAGACCAUGGAUAAGGGGGAGAUGCCCAGCCAGGCCUUAGUCAGAAUGUUGGCCAAGAAACCAGGCUGGAAGGAGACCAACUUUCAGGUGAUGCAGAUGAAGCUGCACAUUGUGGCUCUUAUAGCACAGAAAGGACCGUUUUCAAAGACAACAGCCUCUGUGGUUUUGGAUGGCUUGGUGGAUAAGGUCGGAGACAUCAAAUGUGGUGGAAAUGCAAAAGAGGGACUCACAGCUAUUGGAGAGGCCUGCUCUCUUCCAUGGACUGCAGAACAGGUUGUCUCUAUGGCAUUUGCACAGAAGAACCCCAAAAACCAGGCAGAGACUCUCAACUGGCUGGCUAAUGCAAUGAAAGAGUUUGGCUUUGCUGGUAUCAAUGUGAAGGGUUUCAUCAACAACGUGAAGACAGCUCUGGGAGCGACAAACCCUGCUGUUCGUACAGCAGCCAUCACCCUGCUGGGGGUCAUGUACCUUUACAUGGGAGCUCCUCUACGCAUUUUCUUUGAAGAUGAAAAGCCUGCUCUCCUUGCACAGAUUGAUGCUGAGUUUGAAAAGAUGCAGGGCCAGUCUCCUCCACCUCCAGUCAGAUUCACCAAGAAGACAGCGGUGGAGGAGGUGGGUGAUGAAGGAGAUGAGCAGGAAGAAGACGGAGGAGGAGGACAGGACAUCAUGGAUCUACUGCCCAGAACAGAUAUCAGUGACAAGAUCACAUCCGACCUGGUGUCUAAAAUUGGGGAUAAGAACUGGAAGAUCAGGAAGGAGGGUCUGGAUGAAGCAGCAGCCAUCAUAUCGGAGGCCAAGUUCAUCACAGCCAACAUCGGAGAGCUACCUCUGACCCUGAAAGGACGACUCAGUGAUUCCAACAAGAUCCUGGUCCAGCAGACCCUGACUAUCCUGCAGCAGCUGGCUACAGCCAUGGGACCUGGGCUUAAGCAGCAUGUUAAAUCACUGGGAAUCCCUAUUAUCACUGUACUAGGGGACAGCAAGCUUAAUGUGAGGAUGGCUGCCAUGACCACUCUGCAGGCCUGGGUGGAGCAGACUGGGAUGAAGGAAUGGCUGGAGGGAGAAGACCUUUCAGAGGAGCUGAAGAGAGAGAAUCCCUUCCUACGACAAGAGGUGCUUGGCUGGUUAGCAGUGAAGCUCCCCACCCUCAGGACAGUACCUGGGGAUCUGAUGCUGUUUGUCCCUCACCUUUAUGCCUGCCUGGAGGACAGAAAUGGAGAUGUGAGGAAGAAAGCUCAGGACGCCCUGCCCACCUUCAUGAUGCACCUGGGCUAUGACAAAAUGACCAAGGCUACAGGAAAACUCAAACCUGCUUCUAAGGAUCAGGUGUUAGCCAUGUUGGAAAAGGCCAGAGCAGUGGUGCCAGCCAAACCUGCUGCUCCUGCCAAAACUGGAGGGGGAAAAGGCUCUGCAGAGCCUGGCAGAGCUGCUUCAGCUUCCAGGUCACAGCCAGCUAGUGAGGACUAUGUUGACAGUAAACCUGAAGUUAAGAAGGUCCGAGGAGGAGUGGCUGCUAAGAAGCCUCCCUCCCCUCCUGAGGAACCUGUCCCUCCCCCUCCCUCCAAGGACAAGGACAGUAAUGCUAGUAAAAAGCCCCCCAGCAAAGGGAAAGCUUCUGCUGCUGGCAGUCAACAGGGUGCAGCUGGUAAGAAGCCUCAAGCCAAAGGCUUGAAGGAUGAUGAAGAUAAAUCCGGACCAAUCUUCAUCCUCAUCCCCAACGCUAAGGAACAGAGGAUUAAAGAAGAGAAGCAACUGAAGAUUCUGAAGUGGAACUUCAUAACUCCUCGAGAUGAAUAUGUGGAGCAGCUGAAAACUCAGAUGUCCAGCUGCUUUGCUAAAUGGCUGCAGGAUGAGCUUUUUCACUUUGACUUCCAGAGACACGUCAAGGCUAUAGGAGUCAUGAUUGAGAGGUUGGAGGGUGAGAGUGAAGCCACUGUCAGCUGUUUGGACCUAAUUCUGAAGUGGUUCACCCUGCGGUUCUUUGACACCAACACCACAGUCCUGAUGAAGGUGCUAGAAUAUCUAAAGCUGUUGUUUGGCAUGCUGAACAAGGAGAACUACCACCUGACUGAGUACGAGGCCAACUCCUUCGUCCCUUACCUUAUACUCAAGGUUGGUGAGUCAAAGGACGUGGUUCGCAAAGAUGUUCGUGCCAUACUGACCAUGCUUUGUAAGGUUUACCCAGCUUCCAAGGUCUUUCCUUUCCUCAUGGAUGGAACUAAGUCCAAGAACUCCAAACAGAGAGCUGAAUGUCUGGAGGAGUUGGGUUGUUUGAUAGAGGGCUAUGGGAUGAAUGUAUGCCAACCGACUCCAGCUAAAUCUCUGAAGGAGAUAGCUGUUCACAUCGGUGACAGAGACACAUCUGUCCGCAAUGCCGCUCUGAACACUGUGGUGGCUGUCUAUAACGUCUGUGGGGAUCAAGUUUACAAACUAAUAGGAAAUUUGUCAGAGAAAGACAUGAGCAUGCUGGAGGAGAGAAUAAAGCGUUCAGCCAAGAAAACUCCUGCAGCUCCCGCCAAGCAGAGUGCAACAGAGAGGUCUCAGAGAGAGCAUCCAACUAAUCCCAAUGCCACCUUUCUCCGCAAGCCUGCACAGGAAGACCCCAACAAAUUAAACCAAGCUCGCCAGAACACCCAGCACAGCGAGUCCUCCCACCCCUCCAUCCCAAAAGAGUUCCAGUUAGACCUGGACAUGAUUGAGAUGGACCAGAGCAGAGUGUGUGAGCUGCCGGACCUUGUCCAACACAAGCUGGAUGAGCUGCUGGAGCCCAUCAUGAUCCCUGAACCCAAGAUGCAUUCUGUCUCUCCCCACUUCGAGGACAUCCACAACAGCACGGCCUCCACCAUCAACUUUGUCAUCUCACAGGUUGCUAGCGGUGACAUUAACACCAGCAUACAGGCACUGGCACAGAUUGACGAGGUGUUGCGGCAGGAGGACAAAGCAGAAGUCAUGUCAGGACACAUUGAUCAGUUCCUCAUUGCUACCUUCAUGCAACUGAGGCUCAUUUACAGCACACACAUGGCUGACGACCGACUGGACAAGAUCGACAUCAUCAAACUUUACAGCUGCAUAAUAGGAAACAUGCUGUCUUUGUUCUCUAUGGAGCCCCUGGCCAGAGAGGCAUCUAUGGGUGUGUUGAAGGACCUGAUGCAUGGCCUGAUAACACUGAUGCUGGAUGGCAGAGUGGAGGACAUAGAAGAUGGACAGCAGCUCAUCAGAUCUGUCAACCUGCUUGUAAUCAGAGUCCUGGAGAAGUCUGACCAGACCAACAUGAUCAGUGCUUUGCUGGUUUUGCUUCAGGACAGUUUAGUCACGACAGCUGGUCCUCCCAUGUUCUCUGAACUGGUCAUGAAGUGUCUGUGGAGGAUGAUACGCUUUCUCCCAGAGACCAUCAACAACAUCAACCUAGAUCGGAUCUUACUGGACGUCCACAACUUCAUGAAGGUUUUCCCUAAAGAGAAACUCAAGCAGCUCAAGAGUGACGUCCCACACAGAACCCUCAAGACUCUUUUACACACACUCUGCAAGCUCACUGGGGCCAAGAUCCUAGACCACCUAUCAAUGAUAGAGAAUCGUAAUGAGUCGGAGUUGGAGGCCCAUCUGAGGCGGGUGGUCAAACACUCUGGAAACCUUUCAGGACUCAAAAGUGACCGAGGCAACGAGAAGACUGGUCUGCGCACGGAGGAUCGAAUGUCAAAGGCAAAAGUUAGUGACAUUCUGUCUGAAAUCUUCAAGAAAAUUGGCUCCAAAGAGAAUACUAAAGAGGGUUUGACAGAGUUGUAUGAGUACAAACAGAAGUACUCAGAUGCAGACCUGGAGCCCUUCCUCAAAAACACAUCCCAGUUCUUUCAGAGCUACGUGGAGCGAGGCCUUCGUAUGAUCGAGUCUGAGAGAGAGGGCAAGACUCGCAUCCAGACCUCAGCAGUUAUCCCUCAGCAUUGUGUGGACUCCAGUCUGAGUAGUAACAAUGAAGAGCUGAAACCAGCUGUUUACUAUGAGAGACUCAAGAUCCUCAGACAGAGACAAGGCCUGGAAAACACCUCCAGGCAGGGUGUUGGAGGAAACGAGGACGAACCCCAGCAGCGACCUCCCAUCUCCUCCCUGCUGUCCUCUAAGCCAUCGGUGGCCUCCUCCACUGACAUGCUCCACAGUAAGUUGUCUCAGCUCAAAGAGUCCAGAGAGAUGUAUCAGCAGGAACACAAUGCACACUCACACUCCCCAACGCAUUCACACACACGCUCAGCCUCUCCGGCAGCCAACCUGGAUGACCUGAAGAAACGUCUGGAGAGGAUAAAGAGCAACCGGCAGUAAGGAGCACCACAUCACCACUUCAUCUCAGCUGUCAUCCAAAGCCUGUGGAGUUCAGCUGAUAGUAGAAAAUACAAUGUCCUCCUUUUCAACUUACUGUGUUUAUAUUCUUGUUCUGGUAGAUGGAAAUAGAAAGCACUUGGACACUAAAGCCCACCCUCUUGUAUCAACAAAUUGGUAGCAACAGACAAACUUUCGAUUCUGAACCUGACUACACCCACUGUGCCUGUAUGUUAUUAGAAAUCAAACACAUACCUAAUCUGAUUGUAGUUAAGUACAUUCAGAUUAAACUAAAGUUAAGUCAACUAAGUAACUGGGAUUUUCAGCCUUUACACACACAUUGCAGAAAACAUCAGUUUUUUUUAGCUGCAAUUCAAGCUUGUUAAAAGGUGUUUUAUUUGGACAUUAAGUCAUUUUUUGUUUUAAUUGUCAACCAUCAGGACAAAAGAGAUGAAAAGCUGAAUCCAGAGUUUAGAAGUGAGUUUUAAUGUUGUGUGCACAGGAUCACAGUCAGCUGCAGUUCUGAGUCUGUAUAGUUAUGAACAAACUGUCACAUCCACCUCACCUGUCCUGUCUCAGGCUUCAUUUUCAGGUUGCCCCCUACCCUCUUCUCUCUGGUGUACACUUUUCACUGCAUUAUAAUAAUGAAAUAGUGAACCUAACCACCUUCUCUGUUUUAGUAUCACAACACAAUAUGUUUCUACAUAUUUAAAGGUUGCUAACCACUUAACUGUUAUAAAGCGCUUCUCAUGUGGUUGCAGGAAAACUCAGAUGUAAAGGAAUGUUGUUUACUCCUGUUUUACCAUGUCGUACCACAUUACUGCUGCUGUGUUUGGAUGGGGAAACAUUGGUCUAAAGAACUUAAGUCAAAUUUGUAUCUGUGUAAAUGGAGCGUAUAAUUGCCCCCUUGUGGCUGAACUCAUACAGUGUCAUAGUAACAGUUUGUAAUUCUCAGUGAUUUCAGCUGAAGUCCUCUUUGCACUGACAGUAUCUAGUGAUUUGGAAUAACUGCAGAAAGUUCACAUUUCCUUUGUUUUUGCAUUAGUAAAACUUCCAUAUUACGGACUGUUGUUUGAAGACCAGGCAAACAACAGCAAAAAGUUGAUGUCUCUUUAAAAAAUAGCACACAUAGCAACUAAGCUACAACACUUAAUUUUAAUCAAAAAAAAAAGUGAUCUCUCUCCAUUUCAGACAUUUGUGCUGUUUCUAUAAGGCAACAAAAUAAGUUGAACAGCAUUUACAGCGACAAGUCAUUCGUCUGCCCAUGAUGGUGUUAAUACUGACAACGCUCUAAAAGCCACUGUUUUGUUCUGAUGUUGAAGGAAAUUUUUACAGUUUGGUCGGGGUUAUAUAUAUCUUGUAAAACUAUCCAGUUUUAUUCUGAAAAAUGUUUUUGCUUUCUACCAAGCGACUGAAAAUGGUUUGUCAGUUCUCCUUUCUUAAGAGAAAAACAUUUUCUUCCCAGACAAACUUGAAGUGAUUAACUGUAGUGUUUUUGGUUGUGGUUAAAACCUGAAUUGGUACACUGAGAAUCACACCCUUCUAAUAGUGAGCUGAGUUUUCUUCAUUCAGGAAGUCCAGACCAAGCAGAGCUGUGUACUAGUGUGUCUAAGUUGUGUGUUGGACUGUGCUGUGGGUUGCCAUUUGGCUGUAAAUACUGUGUGUAAUGUCCUCCAUUAACACCUCCCCUCAGUUGUUUAACAGCAGUCAUGGAACAGGACUAUAGACCCAACAUGGCCAUCACUGUAAAGCACAUCAUCCAAACUUGUUAUAUAUGUAUGGCUCUUUAUCCAGCUGAAGGAAGUUCACUCUGUGUCUGUUGGCUUAAAGAGCAUGGCAUGAAGGCAAUGAUUGUUUUAAUUUUCUCCAUGUAAAUAAAGUUUGCAUUAAUAAAACUGUUUAAGUCAUUGUUUUUCUGAUGAAGGUGAUGAUGAUGGCCCUGUUAGUCAUCUGUUCUGUAGUCAUAUGAGUAAAGAAACACAUAACAUCGUUCUUGUAUUCAAUUCCAAUGUCAGUACUAGUCCUACAUUGUUGCCCUCCAGCU
Molecule: messenger RNA, 8388 nt
Organism: Xiphias gladius (swordfish)
Lineage: Eukaryota; Metazoa; Chordata; Actinopteri; Istiophoriformes; Xiphiidae
Gene: ckap5
Product: cytoskeleton associated protein 5
Exons: 44
Coding region: 156-6347 (2063 amino acids)
Biological process (GO): microtubule polymerization; centrosome duplication; establishment or maintenance of microtubule cytoskeleton polarity
Cellular component (GO): spindle pole; kinetochore; centrosome
Molecular function (GO): microtubule plus-end binding; microtubule plus end polymerase activity
Source: RefSeq, a predicted model, not a curated record